ACGCUUUUCGAUGAAGAUCCAUGCGACCUCUAUACUGCGACACUGAACCAAAUUCGAAAAUUCGUUGACGUUUAUUGGUUUUCUGUCAAGUUUCUUUUCGAAUUUUUAGUGGAAUCGGUGAAAUACAAACCGACAAUGGGUCGUGUAAUUCGUGCACAACGUAAAGGUGCGGGCUCCGUAUUCAAGGCUCAUGUGAAAAAACGCAAGGGAGCAGCGAAAUUGCGACCAUUGGACUAUUCCGAGCGUCAUGGCUACAUUAAGGGUGUUGUUAAGGAAAUUGUCCACGAUCCAGGCCGUGGUGCCCCAUUGGCUGUAGUGCAUUUCCGCGAUCCUUACCGCUACAAGACCCGCAAGGAGUUGUUUAUUGCCCCAGAAGGCAUGCACACCGGACAGUUCGUCUAUUGCGGCAAGAAAGCCAACUUGCAAAUUGGAAACGUUAUGCCUCUGUCAGUUAUGCCUGAAGGUACAAUCAUUUGUAAUUUGGAGGAAAAAACAGGAGAUCGAGGCCGGCUUGCCCGUACAUCAGGCAAUUACGCUACAGUUAUCGCCCACAAUCCGGACACACGGAAGACCCGUGUGAAGCUGCCAUCAGGCGCGAAAAAAGUCGUUCCAUCUGCUAAUCGGGCUAUGGUUGGUAUUGUAGCUGGAGGCGGUCGUAUUGACAAGCCAAUCCUGAAGGCUGGCCGUGCAUACCACAAAUACAAGGUAAAACGCAAUAGCUGGCCUAAGGUGCGUGGUGUGGCAAUGAACCCAGUCGAGCAUCCUCACGGUGGUGGUAACCAUCAACACAUUGGUAAGGCUUCGACAGUCAAGCGAGGAACUUCAGCCGGUCGUAAAGUCGGUCUCAUUGCUGCGCGCCGUACUGGUAGAAUCCGUGGUGGUAAAGGAGAAGCCAAGAAGGAAGCAAAGUAAAAUAAGGCUUGAAGUGCGUGGUGAGAGGUGGUUCGCGUACACCAUUUGUCAAGUAUUGAGUGUUUUACACAUGCUUGCGAAAGUGCUG
Molecule: messenger RNA, 1000 nt
Organism: Hermetia illucens (black soldier fly)
Lineage: Eukaryota; Metazoa; Arthropoda; Insecta; Diptera; Stratiomyidae
Gene: RpL8
Product: 60S ribosomal protein L8
Exons: 3
Coding region: 136-912 (258 amino acids)
Biological process (GO): cytoplasmic translation
Cellular component (GO): cytosolic large ribosomal subunit; ribosome
Molecular function (GO): structural constituent of ribosome; RNA binding
Source: RefSeq, a predicted model, not a curated record